Calidris pugnax (ruff) is the source of this 585-nucleotide messenger RNA. It is a transcript of the gene DKK3, whose product is annotated as dickkopf WNT signaling pathway inhibitor 3. The annotation marks the transcript as partial. The transcript is spliced from 5 exons. NCBI's taxonomy places the organism in Eukaryota, Metazoa, Chordata, Aves, Charadriiformes, Scolopacidae. Gene Ontology annotation, molecular function: co-receptor binding; receptor antagonist activity. Gene Ontology annotation, biological process: negative regulation of canonical Wnt signaling pathway; multicellular organism development. Gene Ontology annotation, cellular component: extracellular region. The record is from RefSeq and is a predicted model, not a curated record.
GGCUCCUGUGUGGCGCCGCGGCGGGGGGCGGCCGGCGGCGGGCGGCCAGCCUGGGGGAGAUGCUGCGGGAGGUGGAGGCGCUCAUGGAGGACACGCAGCACAAGCUGCGCAACGCGGUGCAGGAGAUGGAAGCUGAAGAGGAAGGGGCAAAAAAACUGUCAGAAGUAAACUUUGAAAAUUUACCUCCCAACUACCAUAAUGAGUCCAAUACAGAAACCAGAAUUGGUAACAAGACUGUUCAGACUCAUCAAGAAAUUGACAAGGUUACAGAUAACAAAACUGGAUCAACAGUUUUUUCUGAGACAGUUAUUACAUCUAUAAAAGAUGGAGAAAACAAAAGAAAUCAUGAAUGUAUCAUUGACGAAGACUGUGAAACAGGGAAAUACUGCCAGUUCUCCGCCUUCGAGUACAAGUGCCAGCUCUGUAAAACCCAGCAUACACCCUGCUCGCGGGACGUCGAGUGCUGCGGGGACGAGCUCUGCGUCUGGGGCCGGUGCAGGAAAUCCACUGCGAGAGGAGAGAAUGGCACCAUUUGUGAGAACCAGCAGGACUGCAACCCCGGCAUGUGCUGCGCUUUUCAGAAAG